Molecule: messenger RNA, 2070 nt
Organism: Sphenostylis stenocarpa
Lineage: Eukaryota; Viridiplantae; Streptophyta; Magnoliopsida; Fabales; Fabaceae
Source: the annotation of a GenBank genome assembly
AUGCCACAGACUAUUAUGAGCUCUGAGGAACAACCACGAAUGGUUUAUUCAUACAGGAACGUUAUGAGGGGUUUUGCUGCAAGACUCACAGAAGAGCAGCUUAAAUCAGUGGAAAAGAAGAACGGCUUUAUCUCUGCUCACCCCGAAAGGAUGCUGCAUCGUCAAACCACCCAUACCCCACAAUUUUUGGGGUUGCAGCAACAAACCGGAUUUUGGAAGGAAUCAAACUUUGGAAAAGGAGUAAUUGUUGGGGUGCUGGAUUCUGGAAUCACGCCUGACCAUCCAUCAUUCAGUGAUGCAGGAAUGGCACCACCACCACCCAAAUGGAAAGGGAGAUGCGAGCUUAAUGGGACAGUCUGUAACAACAAACUAAUUGGAGCAAGGUCUUUCAACCUCGCUGCAGGGGCAACCAAAGAAACAGUGGCACCAAUUGAUGAGGAUGGACAUGGGACUCACACAGCGAGCACAGCAGCUGGUGCUUUUGUUCCUUAUGCAGAAGUACUAGGAAAUGCCAGAGGCACAGCAGCAGGGAUUGCCCCUCAUGCUCACCUGGCAAUUUACAGAGUAUGUUUUGGAGAAGACUGCCCUGAGAGUGAUAUAUUGGCUGCAUUGGAUGCAGCUGUGGACGAUGGUGUGGAUGUAAUAUCAAUAUCCCUUGGCCUAAGUGAGCCACCUCCUUUUUUCAAUGAUAGCACAGCAAUAGGAACAUUUGCAGUAAUGCAGAAGGGAAUCUUUGUAAGUUGUGCAGCAGGAAACUCUGGUCCUGUCCAUGGCUCCUUAGUUAAUGGAGCCCCUUGGAUCCUCACAGUAGGAGCAAGCAAUAUUGACAGAAGCAUUGUAGCAACAGCAAAGCUAGGAAAUGGGCAAGAAUUUGAUGGGGAAUCUGUUUUCCAGCCUUCAGACUUUUCUCCAACACAGCUAUCCCUAAUAUAUGCUGGAAAGAAUGGCAAACAAGUAGCUGCAUUUUGUGCUAAUGGAUCCUUGAAUGAUAUUGAUUUUAGAGGCAAGGUUGUAUUGUGUGAGAGAGGAGGGGGAAUAGGAAGAAUUGCCAAAGGAGAGGAAGUUAAAAGAGCAGGUGGAACAGCCAUGAUUCUCAUCAAUGAUGAAAGCAAUGGUUUCAGUCUCUCAGCUGAUGUACAUGUUCUACCUGCAACACAUAUAAGCUAUGAAGCUGGACUUCAGGUUAAAGCCUAUAUAAACUCCACUGCAACACCUACAGCUACCAUUUUAUUCAAAGGAACUGUAAUAGGAAACUCUUUAUCUCCUGCCGUUUCAUCCUUCUCUUCAAGAGGUCCCAACUUGCCUAGCCCUGGUAUUUUGAAACCAGACAUCGUAGGACCGGGCGUGAACAUCCUAGCUGCCUGGCCAUUCCCCUUGAAUAACAAUACUGAUUCAAAAUCCACUUUCAACAUUAUGUCUGGCACAUCAAUGUCAUGCCCACAUCUUAGUGGCGUAGCUGCUUUGCUGAAAAGCACUCAUCCUCACUGGUCACCAGCUGCCAUAAAAUCAGCCAUAAUGACUUCUGCAGACAUACUCAACUUUGAGCAAAAACUUAUUGUUGAUGAAACACUUCACCCUGCAGAUGUCUUUGCCACAGGUUCUGGGCACGUGAAUCCAUCAAGAGCAAAUGACCCAGGGUUAGUUUAUGAUAUCUCGCCUGAUGAUUAUAUACCUUACCUGUGUGGUUUAGGCUACAGCGACACAGAGGUUGGAAUCAUUGCACACAAAACAAUUAAGUGCUCUGAGACUUCAAGCAUUACCGAAGGAGAGCUCAAUUAUCCCUCAUUUUCUGUUUUGCUCGGUUCCCCGCAAACAUUCACGAGGACUGUGACAAAUGUAGGUGAUGCCAACUCAUCUUAUGAAGUCAUUGUUAAGGCCCCAGAAGGGGUCAAUGUGAAGGUCCAACCAAAUAAACUUUACUUUUCAGAAGCAAACAAGAAAGAAAAAUAUUCAGUGUCAUUCAGCUGUAUAGAGUCCCGUAAUGAAACCGUGGAAUAUGCUCAAGGGUUUUUAAAAUGGGUCUCUGCCAAAUACACUGUAAGGAGCCCUAUCUUGGUCAACUUUGUAUAA